Molecule: messenger RNA, 2823 nt
Organism: Mya arenaria
Lineage: Eukaryota; Metazoa; Mollusca; Bivalvia; Myida; Myidae
Product: trichoplein keratin filament-binding protein-like
Exons: 15
Coding region: 245-1738 (497 amino acids)
Biological process (GO): apoptotic process
Cellular component (GO): keratin filament
Source: RefSeq, a predicted model, not a curated record
AAUUUAGGAUAGACAACUGGGCCGACCAUUUGUUUACAUUCGUAACAUAUUUUUAAAAAUAUUUACAUUUUAAUUAUGUCAUUUAUUCAAAGUGGCACAUGAGAAACAGUCUGCCACUCUACUACCGUUGAUUACGUUCGACUGUUGCUGAUUAUAUACACUUAAAAACUCAUCGGUGACCGUUCCACAACCACUAGCCUGUACUGCUGUAGAUAGCUAACAGCUCUCAAGAACGGUAAUCAUUAUGGCCCUUCCAACUAUUCCUCAAUAUUGGACGACACGGAAAAAUGUCUACGAACAAAACAUCGUGCGACGACGAAAUAAUGACACAGAUUUUAGACAGAAAUGGUCAAAUACAUCAAACUACUUUUUAAAGAAUGAUAUUGAGAUGACAAAACAGAGGGCUUGGGAGUCGGAAGAUUCCAAAAAUGAUAGCUUUGCUGCCUACCGUAAGGGUAAAGACGAUGAACAGAAGAAGAGAAAACUGGAGAAAAGGCGGAUAAAGUUGGCCCAAAUGCUCAAAGAAGAAAGGGACCAGUAUGAGGCCGAACUAAAAGGAUAUUCGAAAGAUAACUACACAAGGAUUGAUGAGAUGAAGGAUAGAGUAGACACACUACGCAGUGCAAGGGAAGAAAAGCGGAAAAAUGUUGCUCAAGAAAAGUUAUACGAACACUGGAGGCAGAACAAUCCAGACAUGAGGAAGAUAGAAUCAGAGCAGCUGAAGGAUUAUGUUGUGGACCAGUGGCAGGGACAGGUGGUAGAGAAACAUGAGCGCCUGGACUCUGCACGGAAGGAGCGUGAGGCCCUGGAAGCUGAAAUGGAGGAGGAACGACAAGCGGCAAUGGCUCGAGACCGACAGAGGAUGGAGGAGAAAGUGGAGGAAGAGAGACGCUUUAAGGAGACGCUCAAACAACAGAUGCUUGAGUUACGUGCACGGGAUGCAGAGGCUGAAAUGUUACGCAAGGAGGAGGAAGAACUGGCCCGGCAACAAUGGGAGCUUGAGGAUCUCGAGGAUCAGCGCAGGAAAAUGGAGGAGGUCCGCAAAAACCAGGACUUUGGGCGUGUUUUGUUAAAACAGCACAUCGCACAAAUGAGGCGGCACUCGAAACAAGUUCAGGAAGAAUUGGAGUUGGACCGUCAGAUCCUGGCCGCCCUGGUGGAGAAAGAGGAGGAAUUACAACAGGCCCAGACUGCCCGUCGGGAGAAGGCCCAGGCUGAUGCCUCGUGGAUGAUGAAGGUUGUUGAGGAUCAAAUCAAGGUAGAGAAAGCCCGAGAGGCCGAGCUGGAUCUCCUCUAUCAGGACGAGGCAGCUCGUAUGUGGCAGAAGAGGGAGGCCGAGUGGGAAAAGGAGAGACGGGCACGGGAACGACUCAUGAGGGAGGUUAUGGAGGCUCGAAGUGACCAGAUUGAUGAUCGAAUGGAACAGGUACGUCAACGGAAGGCAGAGUCAAUUGAACAUCGGGAGCAACUUCUCCGUGAGCUGGAAAUCGCAAACCAACUCACAAAACGGGAUGUCCAGAAACAGGAGGCUGAGAAGGAACAACUUAAGCUGGAUUUGAGGGAACAGUUGACUGCGCGGAAGGCUGUGGAGGAGGAUGUGCGUGAUGCGGAGUCGCGGGCCCUGGCAGAGCAGCAAGCUGAGGAGCAAGAGUACAUGGACUUCUUGCAGCAGGAAACACAGCGACUCAAACUGCGGGGUUUCACCCCCAGGCGUCACGGAAAACAGGCUUGGACAUAGGACAGUCACUCUGCGGAAUAUGUAACUGUAUCUAAGCUAGACUUUCAUCACCCUGGGGAAUAGGUUACAACUGGAAGCACAGAUCUGUGAUAUUAGUGAAACCUAUUUGGUUUGUGCACUCAGCGACCAACUCUACUCUUAUUAUUUUGUGUCUAGGUAGAUUAGAUUCUACUUAACAAGUUAAGAUAUGUCAAGAAAAGUUGAAACAUGUUUAAAUCCUAUAUGUUGUAAAAUCUACUGAUAAUGGUGUUUUCUUGUGAAAACUUAUAUACUUACAAGUACUUAAUGCAACUAUGUUGUACGGUAUUUGACUAUAAAAUGUAUAAUAUGUAGUUUCAUUUACUGGAUUAAAACACUAAGAAGACACAUUAUUACAUAGUAAAAUACAUUAUAAUGACGCACUAUUUUGUUUUAUGACGUCAAUUUAACAUCGCACAAUGAUACUUGUUAUGAUGUGACAUCAGCAGAAUUGUAUUUUGCAAUAUGUAUAGGUUGAAGAUUUAUGAUGAGUUUAAUAUAAAUGAAGAUUCACUUCAGAAACACUCCAUUCUUUGAAUCAUCCCAAAGUUUUAGACUUUUUACAUCUCACUGACAAUAGUGACAUUUAAAAAAAAGGGUAUCAUUAUGAUCUAUUUUGUUCCACUUUGUAGCACAACCAGCAAAAAUAGGUCUUAUUGAUGAUAUUUAAAUUGUCAGUCUUUGGCAUCCUAUCAAACAUUUUAUUUAUUAAAAAAUGUAACAUGGACCUUAAACAUAAUGUCACACCAUGGACACUUCAACUCCAUUCUUAGUCACAGAAAAUGAUGACAUCACAUUUCCCGAUUACAUCAAAUGUACUUUUUACUACAAGGACCUAUUUCUGGUUGCUGUGGCCUCCUUUAACAACCUAGGUGUUAUUUGUACAUUAGUAGAUGUUUGAACACUAUUCAUCAUUACAAGAUAUCUCCUUGCAUAGCAUCUACAGAUAUCAUUCUACAUCAGGUUAUCUGUCAUCUUCAUUUUAAAAUAUAUUUCAUUUGUGUUUUCAUUUCAGUUUUAUAUUCAAAUGUGAUAUUUAUUUUAUUAUUAAAUUAUUUGAUGCUUGA